Eleginops maclovinus (Patagonian blennie) is the source of this 2584-nucleotide messenger RNA. RefSeq names its product UBA-like domain containing 1a (gene ubald1a). Lineage: Eukaryota; Metazoa; Chordata; Actinopteri; Perciformes; Eleginopidae. Gene Ontology annotation, molecular function: protein binding. The transcript is spliced from 3 exons. The record is from RefSeq and is a predicted model, not a curated record. The coding region runs from base 153 to 638 and encodes 161 amino acids.
ACAGUAAAUAUUUGUGUUUGCUCAACCGGCUGUAAUGGUGGAGGACUGAGGCAGUAGAAACGGAAUACAACUUGAGUGAAGCAAGAGAGAAGGAAAUAAAAGACGACGGUUUGAAAGUCUGUAGCACACGGACACGGGCUUUUUGUCGAAAAAUGGAUGAACUCAAACAUCAAGUCAUGAUUAACCAGUUCGUCCUGGCGGCGGGUUGUGCGGCAGACCAAGCGAAGCAGCUUUUACAGGCGGCACAUUGGCAGUUUGAGACUGCUCUCAGUGCCUUUUUUCAAGAAACAAAUAUUCCAUACGGCCAUCAUCAAAUGAUGUGCACCCCAGCCAACACACCAGCGACACCCCCCAACUUCCCGGACGCGUUGACCAUGUUCUCCCGGCUGAAGGCGUCCGAGAGCUUCAACAGCAGCAGCGCAGGAAGUCCCGCCUCCAUGGCCACCUCACCCCCGCCCCCCCAGGUCGGAUGCUGGGGGGUGUCACCAAACGUACCUAAUGUGCCGCAGCCUCCUCUUGGACUCUGGACUCAGGGGCCGCCUCCCCCAACGCAGCCCUGCCCCGCCUGGCCCACGGGCGUCAACCCCCACACAGGGGUGGAGCAAAAAGCUAGCGUUGCGAUGGAGGCAGAGAGAUGAAGGGCAGCACGGGACUGAAAAAGCUCCCCUUUUCCAAUCCUGGGGAGGGAAACAGGGAGGCGGGGGGAGUAAUGAGGGAGGGAGGGAGAUGAUAAUGGGUAGAAAUGGGUUUUGGUCUUUUUCCCCGGAUUGAGACGGAAACUACGCAACAACCAAGAAAAACUCAACGUGGACAUUUUGAAGAAGAGGAGAAAAACCAAUGCAAAUGUCGAUAGAAAAAUAGAAAAAGAGACGCACACACACAUAGUAAUAAGAGAGAGCUCUUCGUUAGUUUUCCUAAGUAAAUACAUAGAUAAGAACGAUAUUAUUGAACUAAGAAAAAGAGACAUUUUUAAGAAAUUGUCACGCCCAAGGAUUCUCUGUGAUGUUCGAGGACAUUCAAGGCAGCAACAGUGAUUUUCUGUUUAGGUUUUUACUUUAUUUUACAUCUUUUUUUCAGCCAGUGUUUGUUUUUGUUGCCACUGGUGUUUCUGUGUUUCUGUGCUGCAUGAGGAGAGAGGGACUUGCAAUGCAGUGUUUUGAGAUUGACUCAAAAAUCAACACGCACUUGAGUGUGGGUGUGUACCCAUGUGAGCGGGUUUGUAUACACACACACACAUAUACAUAUAUAUAUAUACAUAUAUAUAUAUACGCACACACACACACACACUCAAAUACACACACGCAUUUAGCGUUUAGAGGAAACACCUCCAUACUGUCAUCCCCAUCGUCAAAGGUGGGGCGUUUCUUACCUCACCUGGUGGUCACCUGACUUCUUUCAGCCAAUCAGGGAUUCUUAAACCAAGCGUUGCCGCCGCAGGAUGUUUUUAAAGGUUUUUGCUUCUUAAAGGCAGCAGCUUUAUGCUCACUGAUCCUUCGCUGCGAUGGCUUUUUUCCUGACACAGUUUGAAUCUCCACUGUAUACUUUUUUCUGAAGAUUUGGGUUAUUAUACAAGGAAAAAAAAAGUGAGAAAUAAUGGUUUAAUAUAAUAUCGUUUAUAAUGUUCUGUUUUUGUUGAAAGGGGUGAGGGAGGUGGCUUUGAAUAAACGGGGUGGGACUUUCAGGUUGAUUUUUUUUUUAAAGAGUGAAUCAAACGCAGCUAAAAAUGGCUAAAGAUUUUUAAAAAAGAGUAAAAAAAAAACGUCUCCAUCUUUGUUAAGCAGAACUUUGCAUGAUGUGUUCAUAACGUGUAACAUCUUUUGUAGCAAACAUACAUGAGGUCGAGACGUGUUUAUGGGAGGGGGGUCGGAGUUAAAGAGGAGGGUGGGGUGGUGGGUCUCAUUCCCAGCGCUAAUAGAGAUGCAACAGAUGAGCGUUUCUCUACAGAGUCAAACUCAAAAGGCCAAAUUGGACAAAGUGUCUCGUUAGAAAUGAGAAACAAAGAGGAAAACGGAUGCGGGGCAGCUUCGGGAAGCCCACCACCGAAUAUCUGGGGACACUACAGACUACUUUAGAUAUACAGUAUAUAUAUUUACCCUCAGAUACUGUACUGCAGAGGGGGGGGUUUACACCAUCUCUAAUUUCGACCGGUCCCUGGUCCAUUGAUACCGCAGAGGGACGAUUCAGGGAGGACCCUGAUAUACGGCAAUAUUUUAGAGAACAGGGUCUGCCCCUUUUAAGUUUCUCCUGCAUUAUUUUUCCAUUUCAUACAAGAGUAAUAAGAGAUAUUUUGAAUAGAUGAGGGUCUUUUUAUUUCAAAAUGAUGGAUAUAAUACUGAAUAAACAAGAAGCUUCCUAUUGUUUAUUAUUUAGACUAAUGUUUGAGUUCACCCUUUUCCAUGCUUCAUACUUUAUUUGGUUAAAUCAGAGAGCGUUUCUGGGUGGGCCUGUUCCUAAAUGGUUUCUCAUGUAUGUUCCCCCCCCCCACUUGUAUGACUGUAUGAGACCAUUCCCACAAUAUUUGUGGACUACCUGAUAAUUAACUUAUCAUUUUUGUGAACCUAAAUAAAUAUUGUAUGUCAACCUA